Saccostrea echinata is the source of this 1169-nucleotide messenger RNA. Its product is annotated as progestin and adipoQ receptor family member 3-like. The record is from RefSeq and is a predicted model, not a curated record. Bases 103 to 1095 code for a protein of 330 amino acids. Gene Ontology annotation, molecular function: signaling receptor activity. Gene Ontology annotation, cellular component: membrane. Lineage: Eukaryota; Metazoa; Mollusca; Bivalvia; Ostreida; Ostreidae. The transcript has 6 exons.
CGUUACUAUGAUUGUUUUCAGUUUUGUUUUUUAGAUAGGUGCUUGUUCGUACACAUUGCAAGCACAUGCCGACCAUUCGGCGUUUUAAUAAGGACAUAUCGAAUGUCAUUCAUGAUGGGUCGUAUUGGAAAUGUGGAGCAUGUGAAAAACAGACAGGGUACCAUAAAAAGCGCGAAUUCUUACCACAUCCUGGAUAUAGAAAUAGACGGCAACAUUAAUGCAUGCUCUAGCAAUAUCUGUGAUGUGUCGGACAGAGAAAUACAACUCUACAAAUAUACAGACAUUCCAGAUUUCCUACAAGGAAACCCUUAUGUUACACAAGGUUACAGGGUGAUGCUUCCAUUUAGUCUAUGUUUGAAAAGUAUAUUUGUUUGGAGCAAUGAGACUCUAAACAUCUGGACACAUCUGCUAGGUUUCCUUAUGUUUCUGUUAUUGAUGCUGUAUGACAAUCUGAUAAUUCUACCUAGAAUCAACAGUUUCUUAUCUGAUUAUGUUGUGGUUACGCUUGGUUUACUAUGCUACCAGAUAUGCAUGCUGUGUUCUGUUGGUUUUCACAUGUUCUGCUGCCACUCAGAGCGAGCCAGUCGUCGAUGGUUAGCAGUGGAUCUUACAGGGAUAUCACUGGGGGUCAUUGGCUGCUAUUUACCAGCAGUUCAUUAUGCAUUUUAUUGUUUGUCUGUGUGGAGAGACAUUUAUUUUAUUAUCAUCACCAUUCUAACAGUAAGCACGAUAGUGAUACAGCUCCAUCAAAAGUUCUUCACACAUGGCUGGUUUAGGUAUAGAAUCCUCAUCUAUGUGUUUCUGGUUGGGUAUGGUGUUAUACCCACAAUACAUUGGAUUUAUCUUAAUGGAGGACUACAAGCUGAAAUAGUACAGAUGUUUGUUCCAAAAGUGAUGACCAUAUAUUUUACUGGAAUUUUAGCCUUAGUGUUUUAUUUAAGCAAAUUUCCAGAAAGAUUUUUACCAGGUACCUUUGAUUAUAUUGGAUCUAGUCAUCAGUGGUGGCAUGUGAUUGUUGUGGGGGCGUUUCUGUACUGGCAUUAUGCUGGACAGGAAAUCUUACUAUACAGACAAAGUCACCAGUGUCUCAUUUAACCUCUAUAUUACUGUGAUACUCAGUGCAAUGUUUUGUUAGUGUAUUUAUAGUGUAAUAAAUUUUAAAUCUCCAA